Molecule: messenger RNA, 762 nt
Organism: Gastrolobium bilobum
Lineage: Eukaryota; Viridiplantae; Streptophyta; Magnoliopsida; Fabales; Fabaceae
Product: stem-specific protein TSJT1-like
Exons: 4
Coding region: 1-762 (253 amino acids)
Source: RefSeq, a predicted model, not a curated record
AUGUUGGCGGUGUUUGCAAAAGCCAUUGGAAAACCACCGGAGGAACUUAUGCUUCCGGGAAUGGCCUGCAAUAAUUCCAAGACCCCAGAAGAAAUUGUAAACAAGUUUCAAUCUUUGUGGCCGGAUUCUACAGUUUACAACCUUUCAUAUGGGAACUUCAUGGCUUUAUCCCAUGAAUACGAGAGUCCAAUACACCAUAGGUCAAUUGUUGUUUUGGACGAUAUCUUCUGCAUUUUUGUGGGAAAUCUAGCAAACAUUGCUGACCUUAGACAUCAUUAUGGCCUCCCGAGACAAGCAACUGAAGCCAUGAUUGUGGUUGAAGCUUAUAAGGCCUUAAGAGAUAGAGCCCCCUACCCACCUGACCAAGUUGUUAAACAUCUUGAUGGAAAAUUUGCAUUUGUUAUUUUUGAUGCCAGGACAAACAUUCUUUUUCUAGCUAGGGAUCGUGAAGGAAGUGUGGAAUUUCAAUGGGGAAUGGCAAGAGAUGGAUCCUUAGUGUGCUCUGAUCACCCUAAAAUCAUUGAAGAGGGAUGUGGAAAAGCUUGUGCACGUUUUCCUCCCGGGUGCUUUUUCAUCAAUGGAAGUGGGUUGACAAGCUUUGAUCAUCCACUGCACAAGGUUCGAGCUAUUUUGAAUGAAGAUGACAGUGGAAACGUCUUGAGUGUAUAUUUUCAGGUGGAUUUGUACACAAAGAUUCCCAGCAUUCCUCGAUCUGGAAGUGCAGAUAAUUGGGCAGAUGCUGCUGUAGCCAAGGGAGAAUAA